This is a messenger RNA of Aureobasidium melanogenum CBS 110374, 1071 nucleotides long. Its product is annotated as vacuolar protein sorting-associated protein 74. Gene Ontology annotation, molecular function: phosphatidylinositol-4-phosphate binding. Gene Ontology annotation, biological process: Golgi to plasma membrane protein transport; Golgi organization; Golgi vesicle budding. The record is from RefSeq and is a predicted model, not a curated record. NCBI's taxonomy places the organism in Eukaryota, Fungi, Ascomycota, Dothideomycetes, Dothideales, Saccotheciaceae. The transcript has 4 exons. Gene Ontology annotation, cellular component: trans-Golgi network; cytosol; Golgi cisterna. The coding region runs from base 1 to 1071 and encodes 356 amino acids.
AUGGCUUCCAGCUCAGGCUUAACAAGAAGAAGAGGUGGUGCUGGUCCUGCUGCUGGUCUUGAGAGCGAGGAUGGAAGUCGUGUCAGCUCUCCUGCCCCUACCAACAAGCGCAACGACGAGAACAGAGCCGGAGGUCUUGAGACAUCAUACGAAAGCGGUGCAAAUGGACACAAGAUUGCUUUCGACCCUCGCGAUAUCAGCGAAAGUGCCGAGAGACUCAAGCAACCCAAGUUGACACUAAUGGAGGAGAUUCUGCUUAUGGGUCUCAAGGAUAAGCAGGGCUACCUCUCUUUCUGGAACGACAACAUCUCGUAUGCUCUCAGAGGCUGUAUCGUCAUCGAAUUGGCUUUCCGUGGACGAAUCAGCAUGCAAAAGGAUUCCAACAGAAGACGCUUCCCCCUGGCCGAUAGAGUGAUUGAGGUCAUUGACGACACGCUUACCGGCGAGGUUCUGCUUGACGAGGCACUCAAGAUGAUGAAGAGCAGCGAGAAGAUGAGCGUGAGCUCGUGGAUAGACCUGAUGAGUGGCGAGACAUGGAACCUCAUGAAGAUCGGCUACCAACUCAAGCAAGUCCGAGAACGCUUGGCAAAGGGACUGGUCGACAAGGGCAUUCUGCGUACCGAGAAGCGCAACUUCCUGUUGUUCGACAUGGCAACUCAUCCCGUGGCUGAUGGCGGUGCAAAGGAUGAGAUUCGUCGUCGUGUCCGUAACGUUCUGACCAACCGUACUGUCGUCCUACCACCCACGGAAUACCUGCCCGAAGAGAUGGAAUUCAGAUAUCUGCGAACCAUCGCCAUGGUUUGCGGAGCAUACGCUGCCAACGUGCUGGAGAACGCAUUGACAACACUGCAACACGAGGCACGCGAGAGAGCAUUUGCACAGGUGGACGAGCUGCUGGCCGAGUACUCACAAUACCCCUUUGCACGAAGGACAGGAGGACCGGGAAGUAUUGGAGCCAACCUGGGACAAGUGGUUAUGGACGAGGUCAACAAUGCAAAGGACAAGGAGUUGCAACUUGAGGUGGUGGCUGCUUGCUUGAGUGUGUUUACGAGAUUGGACUCCCUACUUUAG